Messenger RNA from Lytechinus variegatus (green sea urchin), 3972 nucleotides. Its product is annotated as zinc finger protein PLAG1-like. Gene Ontology annotation, biological process: cell fate commitment; regulation of transcription by RNA polymerase II. The record is from RefSeq and is a predicted model, not a curated record. The transcript has 9 exons. Lineage: Eukaryota; Metazoa; Echinodermata; Echinoidea; Temnopleuroida; Toxopneustidae. Gene Ontology annotation, cellular component: cytoplasm; nucleus. Gene Ontology annotation, molecular function: histone deacetylase binding; RNA polymerase II cis-regulatory region sequence-specific DNA binding; DNA-binding transcription factor activity. Bases 201 to 2672 code for a protein of 823 amino acids.
UUCCAAAUUCCCGGUACCCAAAAUGCAUUAGAACUUGGACUGUCAACAUGGCUGACGGAAUCGCGAAAAUUACAGAUGACGAGAAUAAUCAAUGAAAGACGAUUUUGUGAUUUGUAGGUGCCAAGGAGCUCAACUAGUGAGUGGGUUGAGUAAAGGCUUGGGCCAAGGUCCAAGUCCCCCACUGGCCAGUCCUUCCAGCCAUGGGCAAAGAGCCUCUGUGGGAAUCCCCAGCCAUGGAUGAGACCUUAGAGGAAAAGAACUCUACUGCCCAGGACACAAAUUACGGGUGUGAAGACUGUGGCCAGACACACAUGGGGGACUGUCCUGUGCGAGGCCCGCUGUUACGGGUACAGGACAAGAAUAUACCUACGCGGGCCAGACUCACUCUGCCCUGCUAUCUCGUCGUCAAGGAAAUGGAACUGGAGGCUAGGAAUGGAAAUCAAAAAGUACUGGGAGUGUUUGCAAGAAAAGUGAUACAGCAGAGGACCCAGUUUGGACCAUUUGUUGCCCCACGCGUGCCCUACAAGAUUGAACCAGACCCGUUUAGAUUACUCUAUAAGAUAUUUGACAAGGAUGGUAAGGACAAGGCCUCACUGGACAUCAACGAUGAAAGCACAUGUAGUUGGAUGAUGUUUGUAAGAGCAGCAUCAAGUUUUGAUGAACAGAACCUUGUAGCCUACCAGUUUAACGAAGAUGUAUACUUUGCCACCUGUAAGCCAAUUUCACCCCACACAGAACUCAAAGUGUGGUAUGCAUCGGACUAUGCCAAGCUCCUCAACUCACACGUACUCGGAAGGCAGGAUGAGCAAAUGAGCGAUCUGUCUAUCCCGACUCCACCGUUUAAACACAAUCACACGCAAGAAGCCUUCCUCACGACCUUGAACUCGCACCAGGAGCCAGCAGAGGCCGGUACAAGUUACCAGUGCAGUGACAACAAUAAUAACAGCAGUCCAUCAGCAGAGCCUUGGAAGUGCUCCAACUGCAGCGAAGUCUUCAGCACCUUUGCACAACUCGAGUCACAUCCCUGUGAGAACAAACGCGCCAAAAGAGGGCGCAAGCCAAAGGUCAAAUCGCCUGUCAACCCGACAACGGUAGUCAACGAAAGUUGGAUCUUGGACGGAGAAGUGGGAAAGCCAGAAAAUCUAGCAUUGAAAACUGAAAAGGAAACUAAAACGGGUAAACCUCGACGGGGACGCGCCAAAAAAGAACCCAAGACUUACGCUUGUGGCGAGUGCCCCAAGAUAUUCGUGAACUCCGAGAAGCUGAAAACGCACACGUAUAUGCACACAGGUGAACGGCCCUUUGUAUGUUCUCAUAACGGCUGCACCAAGGCGUUCAUUUCCAAGUACAAGCUUCUUCGACACAUGGCAACACAUUCACCGAAUAAAAUGCAUUGCUGCACGCAUUGCAACAAGAAAUUCCACCGCAAGGAUCACCUGAAGAAUCACCUUCAGACGCAUGAUCCAAAUAAAGAGGCGUACCGAUGCAACGAAUGCGGCAAGGUCUACAGUACCAAGCCGGGCUACAAGAAGCACUUGGCGUUACAUGCGGCAGCGUCAGGUGAACUGGUUUGUAAAUUGUGUGAGAAGGACUUUGAGAGCACAGAGACACUGUUGCAGCAUCUGAAGCUGCAUUCAGGGAAAUCUACAGGUGUGAAGGAGAAGAAGCACCAGUGUGAGCACUGUGACCGCCGCUUCUACACGCGCAAGGAUGUUCGAAGGCACAUGGUGGUGCAUACGGGUAGAAAAGACUUCUUGUGUCAGACAUGUGGGCAGAGGUUUGGGCGCAAGGACCAUUUAGUGCGGCACACCCGCAAGAGUCAUAAGGAGGACGAUAUGGAAUUACGGGUAAGGUUAGGUGAGCAGUUGCAGGCUGUUGGGGUGACAACAGUACAACACAUGCUCGGGAUGCAGCAUCUGCAAGAGCAGCAACAUCAUCAUCAUCAACUCCAGCAUCAACACCAUCAUCUUCAACAACAUCCACAUCAACAGCAGCAACUUCCCCACCAUCAUCACCACCACCAUCAACAGAUGUCACCAAUGGGCCAACAGCAUCAGCAGCAGUUCAUGUAUCCAAUGCAGCAGUCAUUGCCACAGGCUCCCCCAGCGGCCAACAUCCCACCACCCUCCUGCACCAUGUCCCAACCGCAGCAGUUCACCGAGCUGCUGAAGAUCCCUCCUGUUCCAAGGUUCAAAUCCCAGAUCCAGCCCAAAGUUACCAUCAAGAACGAGGUCCAAAAGAUGAAUGACCCGAUGGACCUGGGCGGGCUGGACAACUGCAGCCUAGGGCGGAACCAGAUGAUGCAGGAAGCGUUAGGUCCAGGAGGAGUAGACUUGGGCCAGCUCUUGGGGUUCUUACCCCUCAAUGCCAUGCAGCAGCAACAACAGCAACAGCAGCAGCCGCUUGCCUCUGCUGCUCCUCCAACACCGACUUCGCCACCCAUGUCCCUACCACCCAACACGCCCCCGGCUACCCUCCCACAGUCCCCUCUCAACAUCCCCCAAACACAACUACCUCAACAAGGGAUGCAUGCCCAAGACCAGACGGGGGUUCUGCCCCAAUCACACAUGGACAACCACAUGAACCACGUGCAGAUGCAGCACAUGGGUCCCACUCAAAUUCCCUUCUCCGGGAUGCACUCGUUACCGAGAUUUCACCAGGCUUUCCAGUGAUCACUCCUUUUACCGAACCUUGUAGCACCCCGCUAAGUCCUUAUCAUCAGCUACAUAGCUAAGUAUCUCUGAUACUGACUUUAAUGAAAUGUAAGCUUUUUGUGUUCCUAUAGCAGUUCAUACUCAUUCCUAAUAUCUCUCUUCUCAGGCAUCACCUACAAGAAUAAUUUUUGUCGUGUAGAGGAAAGUUCUUAGUGGAACAGUGAUUUCAAUCUACUUGAUGACACUUUACUUACCUAUCGAUUUAACAAUUGGUGGGUAAGUAAAACUCGUAGAUAACAUGUUCGAUACUGAACAUACUUAUCCAGGGUAUAUUCCUCUUCUUGUAAGAUUCGAAAAGUAAAGAAGCAGGACAAUGAUCGUAAUGGCUUUGUAUACCAGAAAUAUGAAAAUUACAAAUAUGACAUCCUAUGUUACAUCCAUCACUGGUAGAUAGGUGCAGAUCUGUCAUUGGUUUUUCUGAAAAAAACAUCUGUUCGCUUGUUAAAGAGCAGUUUAAAGGUUCCCUGCAUUGUCUUAAUAAGACAUCGCUCUUCUUUUCAGAUGCAGUGGAUAGAUCCAUGAAAGUUUUUACUAAACUAAUCACUUCUUUCAGAUGUAAAGGGAUGAUGGUUCCAACCAUGGCCAUGAGCUUUAGAUUGAUUUAUUCCUGCUUGGGUCCCGCUACUGUGGUGAUGUGUGAAUGGACCCGCGUUUCCCUCGCAUUGCGUCGAGAGGAUUUAAGGAUAUUAAAUUCCAGUGUGAACAAGACCUUCAUAUGACUGUAUUCACAGCACACAAUUACCCCGUGCAUUCACACCUGGCGACAGGUGUACGUUAUGCCACGAUGUGACAUGCUGGGGGAUUAUUUAAAUUUUUUGGUGGUGUGCUGGAUUUUACACGAGAGAUGAAAAGCCUGCUGAUUACGGCUUUACAACGAAGGUUCUUUGGUUGAUUUUUUUACAACCUGACUUUAAUACAGCCCUUGAUAUAAUCCAGUUUUAAUGUGUGAAAUGCUCGUAAAUGGUAUAUAAUGAGCAAGUCAAUGUGUGACUAGUGUGCUGCAUACAUACACGAGUAGAUAAGUGUGAACGCUGCCUCAAUAUAAACACAAUGUUUAGUCAUGAUACUGCCCUCGCUUGGCCCAACUCAUAUAGUGCAAUUAUUUUGUUCAUACCUCUGUAGUAUAAUGAGCUAGUAUUUGCUAUAAGAUGAAAUCGAUGAGCUCUCUUUGCAAUCUCUAUUCAGCAUUUUCAAAUGAUUUGCAUUGUAAUUAGUAGCAGCUUAUAAAUAGAUGACUUAAAAAGGGUAAACAGAAAUG